CGCUAGACCUUGGUGCCUUGACUCUCCCUUGAAGAAAACUUUGGGAGGUGGUAGAAAACUUGCGCUCCAUGGGUUCAUAAUUAGCUCCGAUGAGGUUGGCUUGCCCAGCUGUGCACACUAGAGUUUUCUUGCGAUGCAAGGAGACUUGAGUCGGCCCCCUUUCUCAAGAAGUACAAAAUGGCAGCUGAAUUUGGGCUUGAACCAAUCGUCAGACCAACCUUCUACUUGAUGUUGGUCUGGCGAUGACGCUGCUGUCGAGGCUGCGUCUGGUGACGGUGGACGUGACCGGGACGCUCAUAGCCUACCGGGGGCAGCUCGGCGACUACUACUGCACGGCGGCGAGGUCCGCCGGGAUGCCCUGCCCCGGCUACACGCGCAUGCAUCAGAGCUUCAACGUCGCCUACGCCGACAUGGCGAGGAGGCACCCCUGCUUCGGCCACGCCUCCGGGAUACCCGACGUCGACUGGUGGAAGAUGUGCGUCAGGGACUCCUUCGCCAGGGCUGGAUACGAAUACGAUGAUGGUACAUUUGAGCAGAUAUUCAGGCGAAUCUACUCCGUUUUCGGCACCCCUGCCCCGUACUCCGUCUUCCCCGACGCGCGACGCUUCCUGAGAUGGCUGCGCGACGAGAAGGUCACGGUCGGGAUCAUCAGCAACGCCGACCACCGUUACAGGGACGUCGUCCUGCCCGCACUGGGACUGAACAAGGGGUUGGAGUGGGACUUCGGGGUGUUCUCGGGCGUCGCCGGCGUCGAGAAGCCCGACCGGAGGAUCUACGAGAUGGCGCUGGAGGCGGCGGGCGGCGUGGCGCCGGAGCAGGCGCUGCAUAUUGGCGACAGCAUGAGCAAGGACUACGCGCCGGCGCGGGCCGUCGGGAUGCACGCGCUGCUGCUGGACAGGUUCAGGACCGCCGACGCCGAGAGGUGGCGGCGGGCCGGCGCGCCCGUGCUCCCGGACCUCGUCUCUGCCCAGCAUUGGCUCACCACCGGGGACCAUUCUCCUCCGGCAGUGGAGGAACCAAGAACAGCUGAGCGGGAUUAAUGGCUGAAAUCAGGGAACACUUGAUAAUUGCAGUGGAUCCUCCUUCGACGGAGGAACAGAGAGCAGCUGGGCGGGACUAAUGUCUGAAAAUCAGGAAGAAGGUGCCAUGGCGAUCCCUGCAAGCCUGCAAGCUGCAACCAUAUGAAAUCAGGGAGCCAGAGAAAUGGUUACUGGCUGGUUGGUGUAAUUAUUGGGAUCGCCAACUGUUGUGCUGUAAACAUGGAUUAUUAAGAAGAUUUUUUUAGCAUAACAAAUUUUUCUCUGGAAGGGACUGUACAGCAGGGCGAGGAAUGCUGAUUAACGCUCGUUUCAC
Molecule: messenger RNA, 1353 nt
Organism: Lolium perenne
Lineage: Eukaryota; Viridiplantae; Streptophyta; Magnoliopsida; Poales; Poaceae
Source: RefSeq, a predicted model, not a curated record